This is a messenger RNA of Oncorhynchus mykiss (rainbow trout), 1500 nucleotides long. Lineage: Eukaryota; Metazoa; Chordata; Actinopteri; Salmoniformes; Salmonidae. The record is from RefSeq and is a predicted model, not a curated record.
AGAGGCUGUUUCCCCCUGCCUUCAACAUGCCUCCUGGUUCACUGUCAGAGAGGCUGUUUCCCCCUGCCUUCAACAUGCCUCCUGGUUCACUGUCAGAGAGGCUGUUUCCCCCUGCCUUCAACAUGCCUCCUGGUUCACUGUCAGAGAGGCUGUUUCCCCCUGCCUUCAACAUGCCUCCUGGUUCACUGUCAGAGAGGCUGUUUCCCCCUGCCUUCAACAUGCCUCCUGGUUCACUGUCGGAGAGGCUGUUUCCCCCUGCCUUCAACAUGCCUCCUGGUUCACUGUCAGAGAGGCUGUUUCCCCCUGCCUUCAACAUGCCUCCUGGUUCACUGUCAGAGAGGCUGUUUCCCCCUGCCUUCAACAUGCCUCCUGGUUCACUGUCAGAGAGGCUGUUUCCCCCUGCCUUCAACAUGCCUCCUGGUUCACUGUCAGAGAGGCUGUUUCCCCCUGCCUUCAACAUGCCUCCUGGUUCACUGUCAGAGAGGCUGUUUCCCCCUGCCUUCAACAUGCCUCCUGGUUCACUGUCGGAGAGGCUGUUUCCCCCUGCCUUCAACAUGCCUCCUGGUCUACUGUCAGAGAGGCUGUUUCCCCCUGCCUUCAACAUGCCUCCUGGUUCACUGUCAGAGAGUGUUUCUGAGAAACAAGAUGUCUAGUGAGAAAGGAGAAGCAGGGAAAAGGGAAAAACUCCCGCUUUCAUCUUCCUCCUACUCUCAUUGGAUGACUGCCAGAGAGGGCAUGGAAUUCAGUAUAAAUACAAGCCAAGCUCUCCUCCAUUCACAACUUCUAUCACUUCUCUCCUUCAUUCACAACUUCCAUCACUUGACUGAGCUGUCCAUCCAGACUCUGAAAGAAACUGAAGAAGCAGUAUCCAUGACCAACAUGAUGACAUCAAAGGUCCUCAUCAGCUUCCUGGCCUGUCUGCUCCUGGUCAAUGUUGAAGGCCAGGUGGGUCAUUCUAAAGCUCGGUGCCUGUGUCUGAAUGGACUGGUGAACCACGUUAAACCUCUUCACAUUGAGAUGCUCGAGGUGUACACCUCCAGCCACUCCUGCAGGAACAUGGAGAUCAUUGUCACUCUGAAGAACGGAGAAGGGAAGAAGUGUCUGAAUCCAGAAGCUCCAUUUGCCAAGAAAACCAUCGGGAAAAUAAUGAAAAACCGAAGGUAUGUAGACUUCAUUACAGAUUCAAUACACACUAACUGAUCCAUAUGCAUCUUUCUCAACAGAGCAAUGCUCAGUACAUCAGUUUUACAUCGGUACAUCAGUAUUAUAUCAGUAUUUCCAUAUUAUAUCAGUACAUCAGUAUUAUAUCAGUACAUCAGAAUAUCAGUUUUAUAUCAUUAUAUCAGUAUUAUAUCAGAAAAUCAUUGCAAUAGUACAUCGGUAUUAUAUCAGUAAAUUAGUAUUUUUUAGUACUAUAUCAGUACAUCAGAAUUAUAUCAGUAAAUCAGUACAUCAGUAUUACGUCAGUAUUAUAUCAGUACAUCAGUAUUAUAUCAGUAU